UAGAGUAUGUCACGUUUAACUUGUUCUAGGGAACGUUUGUGAUCACAUGCUUUUGUCAGUUAAAUAAUUAUUUACAAAAAAAAGCGCUUUUAAUGUGACCAAUGAAAUGAGCGAUUUAUUUCUCAUCAGAUUAGCUCAGAAUAUUUGCAAGAGAGUGCCAAAUCGGAAUAAGACAGAAUCCGGAUCCGCCUGUGUUUCAAUAUUCAGAAACCUGUCCUCAACGAACACAUGUAAUAUGCCCCCAAAGAAACACAAGAAAGGCGAAAAGGGAACGUCAUCUGCUGUCGCUGGUGCGGCAACACCAGGAGGAGAUAACUCAGGAGCUGUUGUCACCAAUCCUAAUUCUACCGUCACAAUUAAAAUAUUGGCAAAACCAGGAGCCAAAUUUAACGCAAUCACAGGUGUUGGAGAGGAAGGAGUAGGGGUACAAAUAUCAGCGCCACCUGUCGACGGAGAAGCGAACAUAGCAUUAGUGAAAUACCUGUCCAAGGUGCUAGGUGUCAGGAAAUCAGACGUUUCUUUGGAUAAGGGCUCCAGAUCCAGACAGAAGAUGAUCCUGGUCAGUGGGAUGGACAGGCAGUCGGUACUGGAAAAACUAUACUCCCAAGUGGACGUUGGAUGACGCAGUUAUCCUUGUGGAGAGAUAAUGUGUAUUCAUACAUGAUGCCUGUGUACUACAAAUCAGUGUCCCGUGACAGCAAUUGUCUGCGAUUUUGUGGCUCCAAUUUUUAAAACAUUUGUCAUCUCAAGGUGCUACAUCAGUUUUACACCAUUGUGUUAAUCUCAUAUAUAGAAGUGUUUGGCGGUUGUUAAUCGCUAAAAGACUCUAAAGACUACAGAGAGAACUCAAAGUCUGGGAUUCGUUUUGUGUCGAUCUAGUAAUUCCCAGGUUGGACUCCGAUUGUUCCCGUUCCGAUCUAGUAAUUCCCAGGUUGGACUCCGAUUGUUCCCGUUCCGAUCUAGUAAUUCUCAGUUUGGACUCCGAUUGUUCCCGUUCCGAUCUAGUAAUUCUCAGUCUGGACUCCGAUUGUUCCCGUUCCGAUCUAGUAAUUCUCAGUUUGGACUCCGAUUGUUCCCGUUCCGAUCUAGUAAUUCUCAGUUUGGACUCCGAUUGUUCCCGUUCCGAUCUAGUAAUUCCCAGGUUGGACUCCGAUUGUUCCCGUUCCGAUCUAGUAAUUCUCAGUUUGGACUCCGAUUGUUCCCGUUCCGAUCUAGUAAUUCUCAGUUUGGACUCCGAUUGUUCCCGUUCCGAUCUAGUAAUUCUCAGUUUGGACUCCGAUUGUUCCCGUUCCGAUCUAGUAAUUCUCAGUUUGGACUCCGAUUGUUCCCGUUCCGAUCUAGUAAUUCCCAGGUUGGACUCCGAUUGUUCCCGUUCCGAUCUAGUAAUUCUCAGUUUGGACUCCGAUUGUUCCCGUUCCGAUCUAGUAAUUCUCAGGUUGGACUCCGAUUGUUCCCGUUCCGAUCUAGUAAUUCUCAGUCUGGACUCCGAUUGUUCCCGUUCCGAUCUAGUAAUUCUCAGUUUGGACUCCGAUUGUUCCCGUUCCGAUCUAGUAAUUCUCAGUUUGGACUCCGAUUGUUCCCGUUCCGAUCUAGUAAUUCCCAGGUUGGACUCCGAUUGUUCCCGUUCCGAUCUAGUAAUUCUCAGUUUGGACUCCGAUUGUUCCCGUUCCGAUCUAGUAAUUCUCAGGUUGGACUCCGAUUGUUCCCGUUCCGAUCUAGUAAUUCUCAGUCUGGACUCCGAUUGUUCCCGUUCCGAUCUAGUAAUUCUCAGUCUGGACUCCGAUUGUUCCCGUUCCGAUCUAGUAAUUCUCAGGUUGGACUCCGAUUGUUCCCGUUCCGAUCUAGUAAUUCUCAGUUUGGACUCCGAUUGUUCCCGUUCCGAUCUAGUAAUUCUCAGGUUGGACUCCGAUUGUUCCCGUUCCGAUCUAGUAAUUCUCAGGUUGGACUCCGAUUGUUCCCGUUCCGAUCUAGUAAUUCUCAGGUUGGACCCCGAUUGUUCCCGUUCCAGUGUAGUAAUUCGCAGUCUGGUCUACGGUUAUUCCCGUUCUAGUGAAGUAAUUCCCAGCCCGAGAAAUAUAUUUACAAUAGCAUAUUGCCAUUGGGCUUGGAAACCCUGGAAUUACUGAUCUAACAGAAGUUAACAUCUUUCCCAUAAGGAAAGUGUGUACCCUGACAUAGCAAUCUUUAGAAGAACAUUCUACCUAGCCCAUUCAUUAGUUUAAGAAAAUCUAUACAAUUAGCUUAUAAUCAGUAUGCAGGCUCCCGCUAAACUACAUAAUAUCUGUACCAUUGAUGACAUUCGGAAAAAUUAUGCACCUUAAAAUUGUGAAAUCCAAUCACUAACAUUGUUAGAUCCUAAUCAUUUGUCCCUGCCUGAAGGAGUGUUUUUAUAAAACAAUCUACACAUUGGAUACUCUACUUUUAAGGUUCAACAUAAAUUUUAUUCGUAAAAGCAUAUUACAUGUGUCACGAGACAUAAAUUGUCCCUCGCACAAGAGGACACCCAUUCGCCAUAAUAUCAGAUACAUGUUGACUGUGAAAGGUAUGUCUGUCCUUUGGGAUGCUCCGUCACGAUCGCCAGUGCAUCUUGACCGGCUUUUAACGUGAAAAUGUUGGUUUCCUUGACAUAUUGACCUUGUAUCGUUUAUUACUCUCGAUUGCAGUUAAAUGUGCUUAUUUUUUCAUUUGAUAAUGUGCUUGCAGUUACAUCAGGAUCAGAUAAACGUCGUAAAAUAACAAGUUAAUGUAUGGUAACGUGCAGCACUACCAAUGUAAAGGCGGCAUUUGGUGAGGGGGUAGCCCUUAGUAGAAACUUUGAAAAAGCCAAUCGCUUAUUACCACUGCAAUGACAUCAUUGGGAGUCACACUUAUUCAGCCAAUUAGUGGGCGAAUUAUUUAUAGAUAAAAUAAAAUAUUUGUUUGUCAAAUAAAUCCGCUAGAGAAAAUGUUUUUAACAUUUAACAAACACAAAUAAUAAAGUGUAAAAUCUCUUACAAUAUGUGGUUAGCAAUUUGACUUAUACAUUGUACACUGUCUAAUUUAGAGGCAAUGGGUUUAACUGUUAUGUACAAGUCAGGUACAUGUAUUACUUCAUAUACAACAAUAUCCAAUAUGUUUCGUAAAAGAAUGUACGUGCUGUAUUAGCAAAUUGACUUAUAUAUUGUGCACUGGCUAAUAAAGUGGCUGUGGAUUU
This is a messenger RNA of Pecten maximus, 3193 nucleotides long. RefSeq names its product UPF0235 protein C15orf40 homolog. The transcript is spliced from 4 exons. NCBI's taxonomy places the organism in Eukaryota, Metazoa, Mollusca, Bivalvia, Pectinida, Pectinidae. The coding region runs from base 107 to 622 and encodes 171 amino acids. The record is from RefSeq and is a predicted model, not a curated record. Gene Ontology annotation, cellular component: cytoplasm.